GGAGGCGGGUUUUGCUUUCCUUCCCCCCCUAAAUGGAGAGAGAGGCUUUUUUUCUAUUGAAUCAAGGCUCACAGAGUUACAGGGCCUGGUGCACAGAAUGGUCCAAGCGAGUGAUCGGUACGGGUAAACUUCCGAGUCUCUGGAAGAAGGUGAACGCUUUCAAGUUCCCCUCUCCGGUCUCUUUUAAAACGCGCAGUUCGCCGUGAAUGUAGAAGAUCGCCAGGAUCCCCCAGAUCGCGAAAUGUGGGAAUGGAAGGCGCAAACUUUGACUCGCCAUCGCUACGAGGAGUAUGAAGUUUGCCAGACAGAAUCUACUUUGCUGAGGAUUAAAGUGACCGUUUGGUGGGAACUAAGACGGUGUGUAAAGAUACUAGCUCAGUCCCAUCCGCAACAUGGCCUCGGCUGUUAACACUGCGGAGCGCCGAAGGACAGAGCAGGACCAUGUUCAGCAAAACAGGAGGAGGAGAAACCUGCGGCAUCCGACAGCGGUUUUAGAUUAUCUGGAACGGCCGAGCUAUUGCGAUGCUGCCUUUGCGUUGGAUCAGAUCUCAAAGGGAAAGGCUACUGGAAGGAAAGCACCGCUGUGGCUUCGAGCUAAGUUUCAAAAACUGUUAUUUAAACUGGGCUGUUACAUUCAAAAGAACUGCGGAAAGUUCCUCGUUGUGGGCCUGCUGAUAUUCGGGGCUUUUGCAGUGGGAUUAAGGGCUGCUGAUCUGGAAACCGAUGUCGAGGAGCUGUGGGUAGAAGUUGGUGGAAGAGUGAGUCAAGAAUUAUCAUACACACGACAGAAGAUAGGGGAGGAAGCCAUGUUCAAUCCUCAGAUCAUGAUUCAGACAUCUCCUGAGGAAGGUGCUAGUGUUCUAACGGUUGAAGCGCUGCAACAGCAUCUUAACUCUGCAUUUAAUGCCAGCAGAGUACAAGUUUAUUUGUACAACAAACAGUGGACCUUGGACAACUUAUGUUAUAAAUCAGGAGCACUUGUGACAGAAACUGGUUGGAUGGAUCAGCUUAUUGAAAAAUUGUAUCCUUGUGUAAUAAUCACACCUUUGGAUUGUUUCUGGGAAGGUGCUAAGUUACAGCUGGGAACAGUCUAUCUGCCAGGUAAACUGCAGUUGCAAUGGACAAAUCUUGAUCCUUUAGAAUUUCUGGAGGAGUUAAAGAAUCUGAAGUAUGAAGUGGGUGGUUGGGAGGAGAUGCUGAACAAGGCUGAAGUUGGACGUGGUUACAUGGAUCGUCCAUGCCUGAACCCUGCAGAUCCAGAUUGUCCACUUACUGCCCCGAAUAAAAACUCAACGACACCAUUAGAUAUUGCCCGGGUAUUAAGUGGUGGUUGCCACGGCUUGUCCAGAAAGUACAUGCAUUGGCAAGAGGAGCUAAUAUUAGGGGGUACCACAAAAAACAGCAGUGGAAUACUAUACAGUGCCCAGGCUUUUCAGACUAUGUUUCAGUUAAUGACCCCCAAGCAGAUGUAUGAGCACUUCAAGGAUUAUUACUACGUUUCGGAUAUCAACUGGAACCUGGACAAAGCUGCAGCGAUUCUAGAGGCCUGGCAAAGGAAAUAUGUUGAGGUUGUCCAUCAAAGUGUUUUACAGAAUUCGACCCAGAAGGUUCUUUCAUUCUCUACUACAACCCUUGAGGACAUCCUCAAGUCAUUUUCGAGUGUCAGUGUUAUACGAGUGGCUGGUGGCUAUCUUCUUAUGCUUGCCUAUGCCUGUUUAACCAUGCUACGGUGGGACUCCGCCAAGUCCCAGGGUGCUGUCGGGCUGGCAGGCGUCUUGUUGGUUGCACUGUCAGUGGCUGCAGGAUUGGGCCUGUGCUCUUUGAUUGGAAUUUCCUUUAAUGCUGCAACAACUCAGGUUUUGCCUUUUCUUGCCCUUGGUGUGGGAGUGGAUGAUAUCUUCCUUUUGGCACAUGCAUUCAGUGAAACGGGACAUAAUAAAAAGAUUCCAUUUGAGGACCGAACAGGAGAAUGUCUAAAGAGAACUGGAGCAAGUGUGGCCCUUACCUCCAUUAGCAAUGUGACUGCCUUUUUCAUGGCUGCUUUAAUACCUAUCCCUGCCUUAAGAGCAUUCUCCUUACAAGCUGCUGUUGUUGUGGUAUUUAACUUUGCCAUGGUUCUGCUCAUCUUCCCUGCUAUUCUCAGCAUGGACCUCUACCGCAGGGAAGACAGGAGACUCGACAUCCUCUGCUGUUUUACAAGUCCUUGUGCCAACCGAGUGAUUCAGAUAGAGUCACAAGCAUGUAGAGGUACCAAUGACAACCAUCCUUGCCAACCACCACCAUACAUCAAUCAGAAUUUUACCCAUGAGACUCAGAUUACCAUGCAAUCUACUGUCCAGUUACGCACGGAGUACAAUCCUCACACCCAAGCUUAUUAUACAACUGCUGAGCCUCGAUCUGAAAUAUCAGUUCAACCAGUCACCACAACUACACAGGAUUCACUUAGCUCUCAGAGCCCAGAGACUGCUAGCUCAACACGGGAUCUUCUCUCCCAGUUUACAGACCCCAAUAUUAACUGUGUAGAUCCACCCUGCACUAAAUGGACUCUCUCUUCUUUUGCUAAGAAGCAUUACGCACCAUUGUUGCUAAAGCGGACAACAAAGAUUGUGGUCACAAUGCUUUUUUUGGGUUUACUUGGGAUCAGUCUGUAUGGAACCACAACAGUCAGAGAUGGGCUGGAUCUUACUGACAUUGUACCGCGUGAAACUCGAGAAUAUGACUUCAUCGCAGCACAGUUUAAGUACUUCUCUUUCUAUAAUAUGUACAUCGUAACUAAACAAAAAAUAGACUAUCCCAAUGCUCAACACCUGCUGUAUUAUCUCCACAAAAGCUUCAGAAAUGUGAAAUUUAUUUUAUUGGAAGAUAAUGAAGAGCUUCCAAACAUGUGGCUGCACUAUUUUCAUGACUGGCUUAAAGGUCUGCAAGACACUUUUGACAGGGAAUGGCAAGCUGGGAAGAUUACUCACAACAGUUAUAAAAAUGGUUCUGAUGAUGGUGUUCUGGCAUACAAGUUGCUAAUUCAGACUGGCAACAGGCAUAGGCCAACUGACUUAAGUCAGUUGACUAAACAACGCCUAGUGAGUGCUGACAGAAUCAUCAACCCAAAUGCUUUUUACAUCUACCUGACUGCCUGGGUCAGUAAUGACCCUGUGGCGUAUGCUGCCUCUCAAGCCAACAUCCGGCCACACCCUCCAGAAUGGGUUCAUGACAAGACAGAUGACAGGCCAGAAACUGCACUCAGAAUUCCAGCUGCUGAGCCUAUUGAAUACGCCCAGUUUCCUUUCUACCUCAACGGACUGCAUGAGACUUCAGACUUUGUGGAAGCUAUUGAAAAAGUCAGAAAUAUCUGCAGUAACUUUACUAACCAAGGACUUGCCAGUUAUCCAAAUGGAUACCCAUUCCUCUUUUGGGAACAAUAUGUUGGGCUCCGACAUUGGCUGCUGCUGGCCAUCAGCGUGGUCUUGGCUUGCACUUUUCUGGCGUGUGCGCUUUUCCUUCUGAACCCAUGGACGGCUGGGAUCAUUGUAUUAAUCCUAGCACUGAUGACCGUGGAACUUUUUGGAAUGAUGGGCCUUAUUGGGAUAAAGCUGAGCGCAGUUCCUGUAGUAAUCCUCAUUGCCUCUGUUGGAAUAGGGGUGGAAUUCACUGUUCAUGUUGCUCUGGCAUUUUUAACAGCCAUUGGAGAUAAGAAUCGAAGGGCAGUUCUUGCUCUGGAGCACAUGUUUGCACCUGUACUAGAUGGAGCUGUAUCAACUCUUCUUGGAGUUCUCAUGCUUGCUGGGUCUGAAUUUGACUUCAUUGUCAGGUACUUCUUUGCAGUCCUGGCUAUUUUAACUGUUCUGGGUGUUCUCAAUGGAUUAGUGUUACUUCCAGUCCUUCUUUCUUGCUUUGGACCAUAUCCUGAGGUUUCACCUCUAGAUGGGAGAACCAGGUUGCCUACUCCAUCAUUGGAGCCACCACUUCGAGUUGUGAGGUUCGCCCUUCACCCUGAGCAAGGAAAUAAUGGCUCUGACACUUCAGAUUCUGAAUACAGCUCACAGACUACAGUUUCCGGAAUCAGCGAAGAGCUUCAGCAUUAUGGAUCCAACCCCAGCUCAACUUCACCAGCCCACCAAAUCAUGGUGGAAGCAACUGAGAAUCCUGUCUUCCCCAGAUCUACAGUUAUUCAGUCGGAUUGCAGAUUACAUCAACCAAGAUCACAGCCACCUCCUCAACAGGAUGUUAAACAUCAACAAUCCUGGCGGAAUUGUAGAGAUCACAGUUUGGAGGCGAGAGAAGGGUUUCGACCGCCUCCUUACAAACCACGCAUGGAUGCUUUUGAAACUACUCGUGAAGGGCAUUUCAAACUUGGUAAUCGGAAUCAUCCAACUCAUAGAUCCUGUUCUCAUAAGACUAGAAAUCCCACAUUCACUGCCACUGGUGCUACAGCACCUACAUACUGCCAGCCUAUCACUACUGUGACCGCCACAGCCUCAGUUACUGUGGCUGUGCAUCCUCCCAUAUCCAACCACAAAGUAUUUGGAGGAUACCCACAUCGCGAAGGGUACAGUGGAACUGAUGAUGGAGCAUUUGUUGAUCCUCAUGUGCCUUUUAAUGCACAUUAUGAAAGAACGAACUCGAAGGUUGAAGUUUUAGAGUUGCAGGACGUUGAUUGUGAAACACCACGAAAUGGGAACAAAACACAUUAGGUACGUUUCCUAAGAAAUUCAGUGAGAGAUGCUUUACUGUCUAAAAUACUAUGAAUCAUUCACACCCCUGUCAAAUUCCUUCAGUUACAUAGAAGAGGAAAAAUUUAGCCAUAUUUUAAAGGGCAGAAAAUUACAUCCUGAUCUAACUCCAUUACAUUUGUUUUAAUUAGUUGUAGAUUGACUUAAAAAGAUGACAAAUAUGGAAAUUUUAAUUGAUGCAUUUUUGUAAUAUGGAAAUAACCACCUUGUCCUUACACAAAUGUUGUUCUCUAAAAUAUGAGGACAGUUAUUGAAACCUUCCUCAACAUCCAUUCCUAAUGGUAUGGUAUUGAAUUUGACCCUUUCCAAUAUGGAAUUUAUGAUGCACAGAUGGCCAAAGAUUGGAAAACUCUUCAUUUGCAUUGUCUGAUCCUUGAAGCUCUAAGGCUAUUAAACCCAAUAACUGAACUGGGAAAACAGUUAACGGCAACUGUUAAUCUGUUGUAAUAUUUGUUAAAUAUUUCUUCUUUAAAAUAUUUAAAGGAUGUACACAUGUAUUAUACAAAUGUACAAUGUAAAGUAGUAUAAUUUUGGGAGUUGAAAACCUCCUGUAAUGGAUUGGGAACAAUAUUGUAUGAUCUAUAUGUUAUGUACAUUGAUCUGUGUAUCUGUGCCACAUUUACGCUCAAUCUAGUCAUAAAUGUCAGCAUUUGUUGCUGCUGCUUAAGGUAUUGUAUAAUUUACUUGUAUAAUUAUUCUAUGCAAAUAUUGCUCGUGAUAGUUCUUUUUGUAAAGAUACACAUCUUGUUAAAAUAUUUUAAAUUUGCAUAUCACAACCCUGUGGUAGUAUAAAAUGUUACUGUUAACUUUCAAGCACGCUAUGCGUGGUUCUUAAAAUUUAUCAGAUAUGAAGAAAAGCACGUUAAUCUUUAUUGCCUUGUUAGCAUUAGUUGACUCUUUCGGUGUAUUAUACAGGUCUGUAAUGUUUUAAUUUAACCCUUAGUGUGUAUAUUUAUUGAUACCCUCCAGGUUCUUUGAAUGAUAAACUGUAUUGGAAUUUCUAACUGUCAGACUAACAGAGGCAGUUUUUUUAUAUUUUUCUUUAUUUAUUUUCAACUUAAAUAGAAUGCAUUUUUGAAAAUGACCCACCAUUAAGCUUAGACACUGUUCUCCUUAGUAUAGAUUUUAAUAUUUGUAAAGAUAUGCAUUCAGCAUUGAAAGCUUAUGAUAGGGAGGCAUUAAUUCAAUCCAACUUUAUGUGUAAAUUUUUAGGGGGAGAAAACUGUCUCUUAAUUCUGAUUUUAUGUUAAUAUUAAACUCACCUACUACUGCUAGUACACACAUUUGGCAUCAGUAAAAUCAAAUCAAGUGGACAUGCAAGUUAUGAAUCUUUCAAAGAAGCCUUAAGUAUGUACCUUUAAAGAAAAGCAUAGUUACUGAUAUAAUGUAGGAAGUCUGUAGCUCAGAAGUACUUCAUUGGCUAUAAGACAGUUUAGGGCAUUCUGAGAAAAUGGAAGUUACGUGUAAGUUCUUUCUUUCCAUUCAGUAUUCAAAAACCCAAAUUACUUUUGUAAUAGAACCACAUUGUUCUGUUAAUGACUGUCCAGAGGCCUUACCUAGCUUUUGCUUUUGUUUUGGUAGUGAAUGCGUUCAUCAUUAAUGGGAUGAAAUUGCUAUUGGUGAUACUUGCAACAAACCGACAUUCACAUGAAAUCCAUCUGUGCAUUAUCUUAAUGAAGUUGUUAACUUACUCAAAAAAAAAUGUUAUCAUAUACAUUAAGGUGACACACGUAGGAUCUCCAUGCAAAUACAAGAAGAUGAAAAUGGCAAAUGUUCAUGUAAUUUUUAAAUGUUUCUUCACAUGUUCACUAUUGAAGGAUUUCGGUCUAUUUUUGGCUUUUGACCAGUGAUGUCAAAUGGGUGAUCCAGAUCUGCUGCCCAGUUCACACCUCUCCUAGAAAGGAGGGUCAGGAGAGGAGUACAACAAAUGAUUGAUCCAAGAUCAUCUAUUUCACACUACUGCCAAAAGCAAUCUUAUGAAUUAUUUCGUUACUUUGUCACAUUUGUUUUGCUAUUGAAGUUACAGAUGAUGCCAAAUUGUGUCACGUAGCAUUUAGAUUGAAAUAUAUUUUAUUUUAAUCUUUAAAAUAAGCUACUGCCGUUAGCACACUAAGGGUUAACCCUAAUUGUGAACAUUCUUUUACAUAACAAAAGUUGACUUAUUGGUAUAGAAAUGUAUGUGACAUUCACCAAGAGUUCACCGUGACACUUGUGGUGGACUGACCUUAGAUCAUCCAGGAUCCACAACAAAAACUGUAUGGUGUACAUUGAAAAUAACUUCAGCUGUCCUGGUGUAUAUUAGGUUGUGUUAACAGUUUAGAGUGGCUUCCCACUGCUACUGCCUGAGCGUCUGUCAUUUCUCAUUAGUGUUUUCUCCCUCUUGUUUACCAGCACAGAUUCUAUCAAAUGCAUAUUUAGAUAUGCGUACCUUCUCCCCUCCCCUACUGUCUGCUGCUUCUGCACAAUGUAGACAUUUUCUCCUAUAGUCACAUUGGCAAAGGGAGAACUUCUCAGUGGCUGGCAACUAUUGUUUUUAAGAAAAAAUGUAUUUUUUUGUGAUAUUUAUAUUUUUGUAUCAUAAGAAUGUUUUCUUACAGUAUUUGUCGUAUGCCAGUUUAUAACAAAAAAUGCAGGGAUUUUUUUUCUUCUGUUACAUUGUUUUAUUUUGUAAUGGAUUUUAAUCUGUAUAAAGUGCUUACUAAUGUUAAUAACUAAAUAGGAAAGAUAUAUAACAGCUGCAUUAAGAAUUCGUAGAUUUUAGUAUGAGGAUGCAAAAGUAAAAAUAUUCAAACUGGGUCUCAUCACCUGCCUAUUUUGGUAGAGAUGGGUUUGUGUCAUUUCAGUUACAAAGAUAAAUGUACGCCAUAUAAUUUAUUUAUAUGAAAAUUUAUUUUUGUAGUGUAUAUAGUAGUCAUCAAGUCUUUUGACAGAAGUAUAUUUUUAAAGAGUUUAUAUGUAAUGAUACCAUUAUGUUGGAUCAUAAUUGAGACAGUUACAGUGCACACUUUCAUUGUAACGUACACAUGGAGAAGAUGUUUUACAGUGUUAAAAUGAAAGCAACUAUUCUAAAUAUUACAAAAUUUGUUUCCAAUUUCCAUGCAAUACGUGCCUUUUGUGUUUUAUCAUUUGCAUCAUGGGACAUGGAAAUUGUGGCAAGCUGUCUAAAUAUUAAUGUUCAAACACUGAUAGAAUUUCUA
Molecule: messenger RNA, 7924 nt
Organism: Stegostoma tigrinum
Lineage: Eukaryota; Metazoa; Chordata; Chondrichthyes; Orectolobiformes; Stegostomatidae
Gene: ptch1
Product: patched 1
Exons: 23
Coding region: 393-4688 (1431 amino acids)
Biological process (GO): smoothened signaling pathway
Cellular component (GO): plasma membrane
Molecular function (GO): smoothened binding; hedgehog receptor activity; hedgehog family protein binding
Source: RefSeq, a predicted model, not a curated record